AUGGCGGCUCUGCUUUCGGACCAGAUCGAUAGACUCUCUCAAAGGACGCGCUCCAUAAAGUCGACAGCCUCACAGAUUGCUAGUGGAGGCCCGGAUACGCGGCUAUUUACCCAUGCCGUGCUUUAUGCUCAACUGGGCGACCUCAUUCGCGAUGUCGAUUCCACAGAGAUCGGUCUCUUCGUUCUCGAGUCUGCUUCCUCAAAAUACGAGGCAGACGCCCAGGCAGCCCAGGUGAAACGGAUAGACUUUGUGGGUGCCACACCCUUGCGAAGGAAUCCACAACGAAGACAAGACAGGCAACGCGAUCUUGAACCAGAGGAAUAUGCUCAAGCCGCGUUGAAAUGUCUUCAUAGAUAUAACGAUAUAAAACCUAUGCCUCGCGCUCGCGCACAACUCAUGGAUGUCCUUGAGCGACUGUCCGCAACUCGGGAGCGUAUAAAGGCGCUUCAAGCUUCCAUUCAAACACAACAGCCUGCUGCACCCGAACUCCCUUCUAACAAGUCAAAACUCAAGCAAGAGGAAGAGGCCAUCGCAUCCCUACAAGCCAGAAUAGAAGAAUUGAACAGACGCAAGAAACAACUAUCAACCUCCACCCCUGCUAAACCUCUUCCUCCAGUCAAGAGUCCUGAGUUACCCACCUCUCCAGAAGACAAGUUCUGGGGGACGCCGGCAGAAGCAUCGCGUGCACUCAAGUUUGCGCCCAACCUGCUCCUUGAUGAGAAGGCAGACUUCAACGACCUGAGUGAUACUUCAUUCUCUAUGCCAACUCCCCAGAGAGAGCCCGCACCUGCACCUUUCUCUCGAUUUGCACCAAUCAACCCAAUCGUCCCUGAAGAUGAUGUUGCAGAUGAACCUUCUGUGGUCAUCAAGGCACCUCCUGAACCCGAGCCUGUGCCGGAGGUCGUGGUGGAAACAGAAAAAUCUAUCAUGGAACCUGAUCCGCCCAUAGAAGCGCCUCAGGUGGAAGCUCAGUCCAAGGAGAGGUCCGGUCAUAUUCGUAUCACUCCCGAGGUCGACCGCAUCGUGUUCAAGAUAGUUUCAAUUUAUGCGGACGUACUUCAGCUACCUCGCUCUUCAAAUGCCAAAACUGUAAUCGCGCGGUUGAAGGAAGUUUCGAACGAAACCCCUGCACCCGAUUCCCCGAGCCAGUCUUCCAUUUCAGCGGGCACGAAUGCAUCUGCUGUUACAGUGCAACAGGUUCUCAUAGCUUAUGUUCUUUAUGAACUGUUAGCAGUACCUGGUCAUGCCAUGCCUAUGAACAAAAUGAAAGAAGUCCUUGGGGACAAGGCCAAGUCGAAUCCCGGAUUGUCUGUUAGCGCUUUCGCUCAAAACCCAACGCGAAUUGUAUACAAUUGCGUUGCCAAGCGAAUGUUAAAGUUCGAUCGAACGGGGAAGGAACAGAUAGUCAAAUUCGACGUCUGA
Coprinopsis cinerea okayama7#130 is the source of this 1422-nucleotide messenger RNA. RefSeq lists its product as hypothetical. The coding region runs from base 1 to 1422 and encodes 473 amino acids. Lineage: Eukaryota; Fungi; Basidiomycota; Agaricomycetes; Agaricales; Psathyrellaceae. The record is from RefSeq and is a predicted model, not a curated record. The transcript has 6 exons.